AUGUCACAGCGACACAUUGUCAAUGAUUUCGGCACACCCCUGGACUUCCCCCAUCUCAAAUCUCCAGAAACCCUGCUGCUAUCCUCCCUCCAACGCAUCCUCAACUCCUCUCCUCCACAAUCCACGUACACCAGGGCUCAGCUCAGCGGCCUCUUGAGCGGCCACACUGGCAUCGCAUAUCUUUUCCUUCAAGUCGCAACCUCCCUGCCCAAGCUUCACGUCCACGGGUACCCAACGCGCCACUGGGCGCAAGCCUACAUUUCUGGCGCGCGAGGCCAUCUCGCCCUUGAGCCAGGAAACUGCGGGAUAGCGAGUGAGAUCCUUGCUCAUGCCGCCGUCCGCGCCUGCAUCACUAAAGAUCUCGACCACGUGCGAAGCUUUCUCGUCAGUUUACCGCAGGUGCUUGCCGCCGGCAUUGUUGAUCGCCCUACGUCGCCAGCGACCGAAGGCCAGCACCUGGAGUCCCGUCAGGCAGACCCGUUCCCUACCGACCUCUUCUAUGGCCGUGCAGGCGCCCUCUACCUCCUUCGUCUCAUCCGUCACUGGGUUCCCCAGUCCGCGCCACUGGUCGAAUACUGGAUCGUUCUCCUGACCAACCGCAUCCUAUCAACCGACGAUGACGGCAAAGGCAACUGGCUGUGGUCCGGAUCGCGCUACCUCGGCGCAGGCCACGGCGACAUUGGCAUCAUAACCCAGUUGGUCCUCACGACGCCGCCUCUGGCACCAAAAAUGAGUGAAAGACUGGCCUCCCUGCUCGACAUGCAGCUCGAAGACGGUAAUUGGCCCUCCGUCGAGCCCGCUGACGGCUCUCGCACAAGUUCGCCCACCGAGGAGCUCGUCCAAUGGUGCCACGGCGCACCGGGCUUCGUGCUGUCCCUCCUCUCCUUGCGUCCCUUCUUCCCCAUCCUGCGAGAACGCAUCGACAUCGCAAUAGAAAAAGGCCGCGCCCUGACCUGGGAGCGCGGCCUCCUGCGCAAGGAGCCAAGUCUGUGCCACGGCAUCCUUGGCAAUGCCCUCAUCUUUCCCCCAGGUCCGCAGAGGAAUCAUUUCCUCCGCCUGGGCACGCCCGAGAAGGUCGCCGAAGCCCGACGUGCUGAUGCCGAUGUCUUUGCGCCAGCAUCGUACGGGAAGGAGUGUGCCCUCCUCAUGAGCUACGAACCAAGCGCCGCCUGGACGUGGAUGGCGUGCCAGAGGCAAGCUCCCAGAUUCAUCCUGUACAACGACAUCUGA
This is a messenger RNA of Verticillium alfalfae VaMs.102, 1230 nucleotides long. Its product is annotated as abscisic acid ABA receptor. Gene Ontology annotation, cellular component: plasma membrane. Lineage: Eukaryota; Fungi; Ascomycota; Sordariomycetes; Glomerellales; Plectosphaerellaceae. The record is from RefSeq and is a predicted model, not a curated record. Gene Ontology annotation, biological process: peptide modification; carbohydrate metabolic process. The coding region runs from base 1 to 1230 and encodes 409 amino acids. The transcript has 2 exons.